Molecule: messenger RNA, 1434 nt
Organism: Myotis daubentonii (Daubenton's bat)
Lineage: Eukaryota; Metazoa; Chordata; Mammalia; Chiroptera; Vespertilionidae
Gene: DNAJB13
Product: DnaJ heat shock protein family (Hsp40) member B13
Exons: 8
Coding region: 131-1282 (383 amino acids)
Cellular component (GO): cytosol
Molecular function (GO): protein-folding chaperone binding
Source: RefSeq, a predicted model, not a curated record
GGUGGUUUGCUUAGGCAGGAAGGACUAUAACUCCCAGAGUGCACCUGUGCGGUUGCCAGGAGCAACCAAGGAAUGCAGACUAACAGCCCGGCUAGAGUCAGGGCUAUUGAGGACUGCGGACCAGCCAGCCAUGGGCCAGGAUUAUUACGCUAUACUCCAUGUCACUCGCAAUGCAGAGGAUGCCCAGAUCAAGAAGGCGUACCGGAAACUUGCCCUUAAGAACCACCCACUGAAGUCCAUGGAGCCAGCCUCAGUGGAGAUAUUCAAGCAAAUAGCGGAGGCCUACGACGUGCUGAGCGACCCUGUGAAGAGGAGCGUCUAUGACAAGUUUGGAGAAGAGGGUCUGAAGGGCGGGAUUCCUCUGGAGUUUGGGUCCGAGACCCCUUGGGCAACGGGUUAUGUCUUCCAUGGCAACGCUGAAAAGGUUUUCCAUGAGUUCUUCGGAGGAAACAACCCCUUUAGUGAGUUUUUUGAUGCAGAAGGACAAGAGGUGGAUUUGAACUUUGGGGGGCUCCGGGGUCGAGGGGUCAAGAAACAGGACCUCCCAAUAGAAAGAGACCUCUACCUAUCCCUGGAGGACUUAUUUUUUGGCUGCACCAAGAAAAUCAAGAUCUCCCGCAGGGUGCUGAACGAGGAUGGGUAUUCCUCUACCAUCAAGGACAAGAUCCUCACAAUUGAUGUGAAGCCUGGUUGGAGGCAAGGCACACGGAUCACCUUUGAGAAGGAAGGUGACCAGGGCCCCAACAUCAUCCCAGCAGACAUCAUCUUCAUCGUAAAGGAGAAGCUACACCCUCGCUUCCGCAGGGAGAAUGACAACCUCAUUUUUGUGAACUCCAUCCCCUUGGGCAAGGCUCUGACCUGCUGCACCGUGGAGGUGAAGACCCUAGAUGACCGGCUGCUCAACAUCCCCAUCAAUGACAUCAUCCAGGAGCGAACUAUCUGGAACAAGCCAGCCUCCUCUCCUCCCACCCAGUUCUGGCUGAAGAAAGCUACUGCCCAAGGUGGAAGCUGUAGCGACUGCCCCAUGCCUGAGGUGAUGUGCGCAGGGGGGGCGGCGGGGGGGCAUGGGCUCUGUCCAGAUGCUGCUCUGGGGUGCCCUCUCAACUCUCCUCUUUCAUCUUCUCUCAGUCCUAAGUACUGCAAGAAGGUGCCAGGUGAGGGGAUGCCAUUGCCUGAGGACCCCACCAAGAAGGGGGAUCUCUUCAUCUUCUUUGAAAUCCAGUUCCCCACCCGCCUCACACCCCAGAAGAAGCAGAUGCUGCGCCAGGCAUUGCUGACGUAACUGGUGGGCUGGGGGCUGCAGCAGGGGUCAGAGGAGGCUUGCGGGGGGCCUUACCCCACUUCUACUUCCCACAGCCUCGGGUGCUCAGGGCAGCCAGCCCACUGCACAGGUGUGGCAUGAGGAUGGGCUGACAAAUAAAGAUUUAUUUGCUA